Molecule: messenger RNA, 1452 nt
Organism: Clonostachys solani
Lineage: Eukaryota; Fungi; Ascomycota; Sordariomycetes; Hypocreales; Bionectriaceae
Source: the annotation of a GenBank genome assembly
AUGCCGCCGAAGCAAUCGAGCCCUACCACGCAGUAUGACAUCGACUCCGCUCUACGAUGCCAAUUUCACAAGGAGCAUUUCAGGCCUUCUCAGCGUGAAAUCAUUGAAGCCACACUCAGCGGGCAUGAUGUCUACGUACAAGCCGCAACCUCUUUCGGGAAAAGCCUGUGCUUUCAGCUACCUGCAGUGAUCACACCUGGGCUAACGAUUGUGGUCUCUCCACUGCUGAGCCUCAUGACCAAUCAAGUGGAAGCCUUGAGAAAUUCCGGAAUUGCUGCAAGCUCGCUAAACAAGGACACCUCGCCGUCUGAGAGGAGUCGCAUCCUAUCUGACCUUGACACGGGACAACCACAAAUCAAACUCCUUUAUGUCACGCCAGAGCUUUGUGCGAAAUCCAACUUCAGGGAGCGUUUGCAGGCCCUGCAUAGGAAACAGCAGCUAGCAAGGAUCGCAAUCGACGAAGCCCAUUGUAUCUCCGAAUGGGGGCAUGACUUUCGCACCGACUUUCAGAAACUCUCUUGGUUUCGGGAAGCCUUUCCGAGUGUCCCCAUCAUGUGCUUAACGGCAACCGCCAAUCAGCAAGUACGGAAAGAUAUUAUGUCUGCCUUACGUCUUGACGCUUCACCAGACAAGACGAAAAUGUUCUUGAUGAGCCCGCAACGAAGCAAUCUUCACAUGGAAAUUCGAUUUACCAAUGAUGAAGAUGGUGAAAAUGGCCGUAUCGCUGACUUUCUCCGGUGGAUCCGUGGCGUCUACAGUCGUCGCCGUGCCGAAGACCGAAUUGCUGAGCUCACACAGAUCGGCGAACGCCCUGAAAGCGUACCUGGAAUCAUAUAUACCGUCUCCCGUGACGAGUGCGAGAAGCUCGCAUCCGCCCUUCGAGACGAAGGCAUUGGCGCUCAGCCUUUCCACGCCAAACUUUCCCCCAAUGUCAAGAGCGAGACGUUGUCCCGGUGGAUCGAAAAUGAGCCUGGUUAUGAUGUUAUCGUAGCGACAACUGCCUUUGGCAUGGGCAUUGAUAAAGAAAACGUCCGAUUCGUUGUGCAUUGGCGGUUACCGAAAUCGUUUGAAGGCUACUACCAAGAAGCUGGGCGCGCUGGGCGCGACGGGAAUGCCAGCUACUGCUUCCUAUACUAUAGCCGCGAAGAUCUGGAGCGCAACACUCGCAUGAUACGCAGUGAUUCGAGGGACAAGGGCAGCGGAACGAUGAAUGCGAGGCUGCGGAGUCUACAGGCCCUCGCUCUAUACUGCGAGAAUAUAACAGAGUGCCGGCAUUCCGUAAUUUGCAGCUACUUCGGCGAGCGCCCAGUUUAUGACUGUGACUAUGCCUGCGAUUUUCACAAGGAUCCGCAUGACCUGAGAUCCAGGUUUAUGAAGGGCCUUGCCAGCGAGGAGUUUGUCAGCACACAGGCUAUGCAAGGGACAUAUGAUGAUGCAUAUUAUGACUCUUGA